Pestalotiopsis fici W106-1 is the source of this 1146-nucleotide messenger RNA. RefSeq lists its product as uncharacterized. Gene Ontology annotation, molecular function: antiporter activity. The record is from RefSeq and is a predicted model, not a curated record. Gene Ontology annotation, cellular component: endosome; trans-Golgi network; Golgi apparatus. The transcript is spliced from 7 exons. Lineage: Eukaryota; Fungi; Ascomycota; Sordariomycetes; Amphisphaeriales; Sporocadaceae. The coding region runs from base 1 to 1146 and encodes 381 amino acids.
AUGUCGACGGUUGCCCAGGACAAAACCGCUCAGGAUGAGCGAAAGCUCGAGCAAGGUGGUGUUGCCGCCCCGGCGCCAGCCAGCAGCGGCGUGCACCCGGCGCUCUUCAUUGCCCUCUGGAUUGCCAUGAGUUCCAGUGUUAUUCUGUUCAACAAAUGGGUUCUCGCAGCUGCGCAUUUCGCUCUAUUCUUGACAACAUGGCACAUGGCUUUUGCCACGGGUAUGACCCAGAUUCUUGCGCGCUGCUCGACAGUGCUGGACUCGCGCAAGAAGGUCCCCAUGGACACCCAAACUUACAUGCGCGCCAUUGUGCCUAUUGGCAUCAUGUUCAGCUUGAGUUUGAUCCUUGGUAACCUGGCCUACCUGUACCUGAGUGUUUCCUUCAUUCAGAUGCUCAAGGCCACCAACGCCGUCGCUACCCUGGUUACUACCUGGGUUUUCGGCAUGGCUGCACCCAACAUGAAGGUGCUUCUGAACGUCUCCGUCAUCGUUAUUGGUGUCGCCAUUGCUUCGUUUGGAGAGCUCAAGUUUGAGAUGUUUGGUUUCUUGGUCCAAAUCUUUGGUGUCAUUGCCGAGGCUAUCAGACUUGUCAUGGUCCAGCGCCUUCUCAGCGGUGCCGAGUUCAAGAUGGACCCUCUUGUCUCCGUCUACUACUAUGCUCCCGCUUGCGCUGUCAUCAACGGUGUUAUCACCGUCUUCUGGGAGGGCUCUCGUUUGACCAUGGCCGAUAUCUACUCUGUCGGCGUUAUCACCUUGAUUGCCAACGCCUUCAUUGCUUUCUGCCUGAACGUUUCCGUUGUCCUUUUGAUUGGUAAGACUUCUGCCGUUGUCUUGACCAUGAGCGGUGUCCUGAAGGAUAUCCUACUUGUUAUUGCCUCCAUGGUCAUCUUCGGUGACCCGGUCACUGGCCAGCAGUACAUUGGUUACGGUAUUGCUCUCGGCGGUCUUACCUACUACAAGCUUGGAGCCGAGAAGAUGAACGCCCUGGUCACGGAUGCUCGCCUCUACGUCAACGAGACUCGCCGCAACAAGCCCGCCCUGGUCAAGGUUAUCGUGCUCUGCGCCGCCCUCGGUGUUGUCACCCUGAUCACUCUCGGCUGGUGGAGAAACACCCCUGCCACUUCGCUCCCUGUGCCCCAGGAGUAA